This is a messenger RNA of Spirodela intermedia, 801 nucleotides long. NCBI's taxonomy places the organism in Eukaryota, Viridiplantae, Streptophyta, Magnoliopsida, Alismatales, Araceae. The record is from the annotation of a GenBank genome assembly.
AUGGCUGCCACCAUGGCUCUGUCGUCCCCCUCCCUCGCCGGGCAGGCCGUCAAGCUGGGCACCGCCUCCUCGGAGGUCCUGGGUGAGGGGAGGAUCAGCAUGAGGAAGACCGGCGGCAAGCCCAAGCCCGUCUCCUCCGGCAGCCCCUGGUACGGCCCCGACCGCGUCAAGUACCUGGGCCCCUUCUCCGGCGAGGCCCCAUCUUACCUGACCGGCGAGUUCCCCGGCGACUACGGCUGGGACACUGCCGGGCUGUCCGCCGACCCCGAGACCUUCGCGAAGAACAGGGAGCUGGAGGUGAUCCACAGCCGGUGGGCCAUGCUCGGCGCCCUCGGGUGCGUGUUCCCGGAGCUGCUGGCCCGCAACGGCGUCAAGUUCGGCGAGGCCGUGUGGUUCAAGGCCGGGUCCCAGAUCUUCAGCGAAGGCGGGCUCGACUACCUGGGGAACCCCAGCCUGGUGCACGCCCAGAGCAUCCUGGCCAUCUGGGCCACCCAGGUCAUCCUCAUGGGCGCCGUCGAGGGCUACCGCGUGGCCGGCGGGCCGCUCGGUGAGGUCACCGACCCGCUGUACCCCGGCGGCAGCUUCGACCCACUGGGUCUGGCUGACGACCCCGAGGCCUUCGCCGAGCUGAAGGUGAAGGAGCUCAAGAACGGCAGACUGGCCAUGUUCUCCAUGUUCGGCUUCUUCGUUCAGGCCAUCGUGACGGGCAAGGGACCGCUGGAGAACCUCGCCGACCACCUCGCCGACCCCGUCAACAACAACGCCUGGGCCUAUGCAACCAACUUCGUCCCCGGCAAGUGA